Messenger RNA from Mytilinidion resinicola, 1833 nucleotides. RefSeq lists its product as uncharacterized. NCBI's taxonomy places the organism in Eukaryota, Fungi, Ascomycota, Dothideomycetes, Mytilinidiales, Mytilinidiaceae. The transcript is spliced from 2 exons. Bases 38 to 1714 code for a protein of 558 amino acids. The record is from RefSeq and is a predicted model, not a curated record.
CAUUCUCCUUGUCCAUAAGCAUGAGACUCGCUCCAUAAUGUCUAUCUGCAACGGGGCAUGCCUGCUGCUCAUUCCUCUGCUACUCAUAUGCAUCGCAACCCUUCUCUGGACCAACACCACACCAUCAACCCAUCACUUCUCCCGCCGCAAAUGGGUCCAACCCACCGGCUUCCCCGGCAACCCCGACAUCUACGGCCUCGGGCAUCCGCGUCGGCUACUACACCCAAGCCCUCUCCCCUCCUUCCUGGACAACAUCAACGUCCUUUUCAUCAUCGCUAUGCUAAUCGGCAUCGGCUUCGUGUCCCGGGAUCCUGCGACUACCUACGCCGUUGAGCCGUACAUGCUGCUGCAGAUCACCUACUGCAUUGCGUACGUUGGCACGAACGAGUUUCGGAGUGCGGAUGCCAGCUAUUGGGUGUUGAGGGAUUUGAGCUUUCUGGGGCUCGAUGGGUACAGUUUCUAUUUCUGGUGGAGUGGGCUCGAUCAGAUGAUGCCGACGCCCGGGCCGGAGGGGGCGGUGACGAAUGUGUGGUGGCUUACGCAGGCGGACCUUUAUGGGUGGGUUAGGGUGGCUGCGAAGGUGGCUGUGGUGGGAUUUCUUGUGUUUAGAGGGAUGAGGCUGGCGUUUACGUUGAAUUAUGCAUGUGAAUGGUGGAAGUUUCGGAGGGCGACGACGAGGCAGUUUUGGAGGGAAUUAAAGGAGGAUUUGGGGAGGGAGUUGAGGGCAAAGAAGGUUGAUAGGACCAGUAAGAAAGGAAUGGAGGAGGGAGUAAAAGAGAAGGAGACCUACCUCGCCAUUCCGGAUAUUGAGACUACUGGACUGCCUGUGGAUGGAGACGAUAUUAGGCCACGGCGUACCAGCCAUCGACGGUGUAGGUCCUUGACCACCAUCCGAAGUCAGAGCGAUUUCACGUCACGCUCUCCCUCACCUAUCCGGUUCAAUAUUUCCCUCCACGUUCCGACACCUAGCACCGAAAGCCACUCUUCACACGUCAAUAGUUCAAACAGUCCCGGGCCAAUAUGCGAUACCUUCGGCGGCCCCUGGACCCGCACCCCAGGAUUACCAACUCAAAUCCCAACCUUCACAGAGCUCUACACAAUCGAAAACUAUCUCUAUAGGCUCCUCCCGCACCUCCACCCCUCCUCACCAGCCUUUUCGACCCCGUACUUCCUCAGCGAGCCCCUUCGCCUCGCCCACCUCACAACCCUACUCUACUACAACUCCCUCACUACGCCAGAGCCUCUAGCUUGGUAUCGCCCGCCUAUCGUUCUUUUUCACACCCUUCGCCGCGCCUACCGCAACCACCCACCCGCUUUCCACUUCCGCCUUCUCACCGAGUUACAUCUCGCGCACGUUCCAGCGCCGCGUUGUUCCAAAGUUACCUUUAUCCUUGGCCCGGUUCUCAGUUUACUGGUAGUUAGUUUGCUGGUUAUUGCGGGCGAGUUGACCAUUCAGUGGAAUGGGAUUAAGGGCGUGCAGGGGCUAGGGAGUGUGGGUCAACUUGUACCGGCGGUUAUAGGAGUAGGUGGGCUGUUCAGGGUUGGGUGGGGCGUUGGACGCCAGGUUCUAGGGCUGAGGGAUCGAGGGAGGAGAGUAUGGCAUGGCGGCUAUGAGGGGAACAGGGACAGGAGAGAAGUUGAGGGCGCUGCAGAGGUGUAUUUUCGGAUUAAGGAGGAAUUAGAGAGGAGGGGACGUAAGAGAGCAGAAGUCUGAUUCUAAGUGAGUGUUGAACUUGUAUUUAUCAUUCGCAACAGUUGUCUCUGAAGUUUCACGUAGGCCUUAAAAUUAACGGCAUAGGUGCAGUACGUCUUUAAUCUCAACGAACAUCAGAG